This is a messenger RNA of Xenopus laevis (African clawed frog), 1620 nucleotides long. It is a transcript of the gene enkd1.L, whose product is annotated as enkurin domain containing 1 L homeolog. Bases 178 to 1272 code for a protein of 364 amino acids. Gene Ontology annotation, cellular component: microtubule cytoskeleton; cilium; cytoplasmic microtubule. The record is from RefSeq and is a predicted model, not a curated record. The transcript has 8 exons. Lineage: Eukaryota; Metazoa; Chordata; Amphibia; Anura; Pipidae.
ACUAGUAUUCAGGCGUAAAGAUAAGACAACUGACGCUAAGCGCCGGAUGCUGACAAACUUCCUUUCUGGAUUAGCUUCUCCCAUGGAGACCAGUACAGCGGCGGAAGCUGUAGUUGCUAUGGAAGAGAGGAGUGUUGUAUUCAGAGAGAUCGUCAGGCUUUCUGUAUAGGCAAGAAAAUGUCAAAAGGUGCAUCCAGAAUAUCUGGGCCCAUUGUUCCAGAUGCAACUCCGUUUUCAGACCUGAACAAGCGGCCUUCUUCUGCUGGUGGAAGACUUGAGGGCAGAAGCCUGGCGUUGGACUUAUUAUUAGGUCCCAUAGCGCCAGACCCAAGACUAUAUCCAUCUCUUUACAGUUCCCGCACUACACACCCUCCUCCUAGAAUCCACUCUAGUGCUCAUGAUAUCCUGAAGCGAGGCCAGAGGGGAACUGUUGGAGAUCUCUUGCAGUUAGAAGGAAUAUCUCUUCAUCCAAGACUACCUACAAAAAGUAAAAGUAAGGACCAUGUCAAGGAAAAUGUCAGAAGAAUGAGGGAAAUACAAAAAAAGUGCAGAGAGAUAGAACUAGAAAAUGUGAAGGGUACUCCGAAACCUGUCAAAGCCCUUUGGAAAUCCCAAAAGUAUGUAAAUGUGGAAUCCAAAGUUAUGACCAAACUUCAGGAAAACCCAUCACCUUUAGAACCAAAGUAUUUUAAUUUCCUAAAAGCUUAUUCUGGCUGUGGGUCAGGGGUGCAACCUAAGAGGCCAACACUUUCAGCACCAGGAACACCUUGUUACAAAGAUGAGCAAGAGAACAAAAGUAAAGAGAUCAAGGUGAAUGGUUCAAGGAUUGACUUUGUAGCAUAUAAUGCAAGGAACGCGAAAAGAGUACAGCUGAGACCUUCCCGUUCCCUACAGAAUCUGAAUAAUAUCGUAGAGCAGAAAAAACGGGAGCAGGAAGAAUAUGACUCCAAGCAAAAGGGGUACAUUCCUCAAUAUCUGGUGGAUUAUAAGGAAAUGUGGCUCAAAAUGAAAGAAGAAAGCAAGAAAAACACCCCAGAUGUUUCCACACCCCCCGGCCACACCUUGAUGCCAGAAGCUGAAAAACUCGGAACACUAAAUAAUCUUAAACAGAACCAAGAAAAAUUGGUAAAGGAGUUACAAAAGCUGCCACUUGGAUCAGACACACUCAGUAUUGUGAAGCGGCGCACUGAGCUGGAAAAGAAACUAUUAGAGGUGGAGGAGGCAAUCAAAAUAUUCUCCCGCCCUAAAGUCUUUAUAAAAAAGGACUCUUAGAUUUGUUAAUAAGGCAAUGUACAUUGUUCUUCUUGAAAAGUAUCAAAGAAUGAUAUUCUAUGGCCUUUUCAUUGAGAACUGCAGCCUUCCCUGACAACAUAACAGCCUUCCCUGACAACAGCUGCUUCCCAUUGUGGUGCAUAGGAAUUGACUUUCAUAUUGCAAUGCCAUUAUGUAAGAAUCAUUAUAGCUAUCCAACACUAUAUAGCAUAGAGUUUUAUAAGGCUUUUCUAAAUUCAGAAGUGGAAAAUACUGCCAGCAAGCUAGGUGGUUUUGAUUUGCAUUUAAUUAACUGCUAUUUAAUGUGUUUUUUGUAAAGGCAUAAUAAACAUUUUUUUUACUUGUGAA